Molecule: messenger RNA, 2230 nt
Organism: Phlebotomus papatasi
Lineage: Eukaryota; Metazoa; Arthropoda; Insecta; Diptera; Psychodidae
Exons: 1
Source: RefSeq, a predicted model, not a curated record
CGAAAGGAGACCUUAGACAGUAGUAACAAAUUGCCACCGUCAGAGGCCACACAAUCCGUUAAACAGUCCAAUUCAAAUAUCAAUUUAACACGUUCAACGCUAGCUCUUAACACACGCGUAGUUAGUCCAUCGAAUGUAGGUAGCAACGAUAAUGAUAACGAUACCGCACGCCAAUUAGUUGAUAACAUUAAGUCAAUUGAUCUGGGAACGGGCGAUGAGGCAGCCGCAGCCGCCCGUAAGGCCAUUAAACGCAAUUCCUCUAGCCUCAUCAGCUUCAAGUCGCUAGAUAUUAAUCUCAAGAGUAUCUAUGCGGGCUUCAGGGCCAAGAACUCCUCGGCCGAGGGGUCAUCGUCGGCCACAAAGGGUGGAAGUGGUAGUAGUACGGCUCCAUCUAGUGGUGGAAGUAUUCGCCGGACACCAUACUUGAAGAUUGAGGCUGUUGAUGAGGCGGAAUCGCUGCUCACGUACUGCCAAAGUCCGGGCACAAGUCGCUCCCUGCACCGGGGUAGUAUGGAUAAAUCACCGGGCUUCCUCAAUACACAAGCGGACCAAUCGCAGUCUCAGUCGAGUUCGCCCUACCUCUCCAUCAGUCCUACCCAUAUCCGGCGCUCCUCCACUUCCGAUAUCAUCGACAAGAAGCCCCAUGGAACUGAAAGUCGCCGUCCUAGCACCAGUAGCCUCCUGCGGAAGGCCAGGGAGCGCAAGGGCAGUGAAUGUGGGGCCAGGAUGGGCCGCAGUGUCUCACAUGGAGGCCUCACAAGGGGCGGCAAAAGAGGCGGACGCCGCACUAGUAUGGCCUUCUAAGUCAUUGGCGAUUGCUCCAACCUCCCUUCCCACAUCGAAUGGCAGUUUUUGACCUUAAUCAGUCCUGUUUCUUUUGAAAAUCAUCUCGUUCUGUUUUCGUAGUAAUUGAGUAUCUUUUACAGAGAGAAUGGGUUCUUUAUUUUAAUCAUGUGGAUGGAAAAGUUUGGAACAUUAUUGUUUGUCAUUCAAAAUGUCAACUUAUUUAAACUUGACAGCUGUCAGAUUUGACAGUUGACAGUUGAGUUCUCAAGGCGUUGGGAACUCAAUUUCACAACUAUCUUUGCCUUUUAAGUCACUAAUAAAAUCUUUUCUUGAGUUAGUUUUCUCUGUAAGAGAUGCUCAAGAUAAUUUUGGACAAGAAAAUUGAAAAAUUUGAAUUUGAAUUUAACGGAAAAAUCAGUUAGACUGUUAUUUUUGCUAUUUGUUCACUUUUUGUAGAGUUUUUAUAGGUUUACUGUAUUAAUUUGUGAUUUUGAUUCUAGUUCUAGAUAUUGUUGAAGUUUAUUUAAGUAUAUUCUAAUUUUCCCUAAAGAAAAUCAACCUUCAAAUCACCGUGGCGAUAAAUUGAAGUCAUUUUUCAGCAUUAACCAAUCAAAUAUCGACGCUUCAAAUCCUGAUAAAUCUCUCAAUCUCUUAGUCAUUAAAUGGCGAAUUUGUAGGCACUCUAUGAAGUGGAAAUUUUUGCAAUAAAUAUGCGAAUUUAGGAAAAAUGGUGAAUCUUAGCGGAAAUUCUGCAAAAGCGCUUAUAGCGCAUUUUAUCAUGGUUUUACCUGGAAUGGAUAGGAUUAAAUCAGCAUCAUAAACUUUCCAGAAGAACUUAUAAAUGCACAUAUCGCUAAAUUUUUCUUCUUUCCUUUUUUGGUAAAAAAAAAGAAUCUUGAAAGCUAAAGCCUUAGGAACUUUCAAACUCAAAACUUUCCAAUACAUUUAUUCAAUAUUUUUAUGGAUAAGAAAGCUAAAAUUCAACAGAGGCAUCUUUCAUGUUCUCUGCUAAAAAAAGGCUAAAGAAAACUUCCUAUCUCUACUUCCUUUUUCAACAUUUUCCGGAUGAAUUUCAAAAUAUAUGUUUUUUAGCUAUUUUUUGGGGGAAUAUUUGCAAUAUUAACAUUGUCUGUGCUCUCUCAAUUGAACAUCAAAUCUACUUUAUCUCGUUCUCUUUUCCCUCAUCGUUUUUCUGUGUUCAGUCAGAAGCAAAAGCACACGAAUAAGAAAAGAAAAAAAAGUAUAUAAAAAAAAUCCCCAUUCUAGAUCAUGAGCAUUUCAAACCAACAAACAUAUGAAUUUUAAAUAAAUAUGAAUAAAAGUAAAUAUGAAAAAUAGAGGCAACAAAAAACGGCACGUUUUCGCUAUUUUUAUACGGACUGUGAUUUCAUGAAUAUAUGAUGAAAAAAAUAUUUAUUAAAAAAAUGGAAAUAUCUUAUAAAAA